AUGGCCACACGACCGACGACGCCGGCAUCCCCCAAGAAUGCCAAAAUCAAGUCCCCUUCGCCGGGAUGCCCAGUCUUUGGCUGCGACGUCGAUUCCCGCACGGGCGCCCUCUAUUGUCAGAUAUGCGACGACUUGGUCUGGGACCCUACGUUGGAGGAGCUUCGAGUGCGGAAGAUAGGGACCGGCACAUUCUCAACAAACCGAAAACGAAAGCAUGACGAGCUCUUUGCCGAGUCAUCCAAGGAGGACCCUCGCAUCAUCUCAGCCAACACAACCGUCGCCUCGUGCCGCGCGAGCGGUCUUCGCGGCAUCUACAACGCAGGGGCGACUUGCUACCAGAAUGUCGUUCUCCAGAGCUUCCUCCACAAUCCCCUCCUGCGCAACUUUUACCUCAGCGACGGGCACCAGAGCAGCGAGUGUAGCAUCUCGCACUGCUUGAGCUGCGCCAUGGACGACAUGUUUCAGGAUUUCUACGCACUGGAAAGCACUAACGGUUAUACAGCCGCCAACAUCCUGUCUGGCUUCUGGAUCUCUGAGAAGAAGGCCUUUGAGAAUCUCGUGACAACAAAGGAACAGGAUGCCCAUGAGUUUUUCCAGUUUUUGGCAGAGGAGCUUCACGAGCGAAAUGGCGAUGGCAAGAGGCCGCAAAGCGGCAGCGAGCAUACGUGCAACUGCAUUAUCCACCAGACGUUUUACGGCAAGAUGCAGACAACCACAACCUGCCAGAACUGCCACAACUCGACCCAUGCGGUCCAGUCAUUCCUGGAUCUCAGUCUCGGCGUCGACACCCUGGCGCAGAGACGGGCCAAGAAGACUGGGCAGAAGCUGCCUGCGCUCACGUUGGGCGACUGCUUAGAUGAGGAGUACGUCAAGUCGGAUAAGUGCGAGUACAGGUGCCACAAAUGCGCGUCGAUACAGCAAGCACGGCGGCACACCAGCAUCAAGCGUUUGCCCAACGUACUAUCCAUACAACUCAAGAGAUUUGAAUUCAAGCAGGGAAAACACGACCGGGCGGCAUCCAAGAUUGACAAUCCCGUCUCGUUUCCUCUCCAACUCAACAUGCUCCCUUACACCAAUCGGGCCCGCAACCGCGACAGUCGAGAGAACUUGGAACUGGAGAGAUCCUGCACGUAUGACCUCCUGAGCGUCGUCGUUCACGUCGGCGAGAUUGAAACGGGUCACUACGUGUCAUACUGCCGUGUUGGGGAUCAGUGGUUCAAAUUCAACGACCACAAGGUAGAGCUGGCCCGGGUGUCCGAUGUACUCGGCGCUCAGGCCUACUUGUUGUUCUAUAUCAUCCGAUCUCUUGCCUGAAUAGGCACCAUCAUCUAGCCAUCAGAUAACGGCAUUAUAACCAUCUCCGCGAGGUCAGGGUGAGUCGGCACGUAUUGGAGUAUCCCGCAACUCAUCAUUAGACCCCAUGCGGCACCGUAGAAUCGGUAUUCGUCCUAACUUUCCCGUCCACAAAUCUCGUCAGAUGACAGACUUUUUUAACAAUAACCCGGUGGCAUUCUAUUUUCAACGCCACUUCCAGCUGGGACACUCGAAGUUGGCAUAGCAGUAAAACUCGUUGCUUAGGCCCCUUGUGU
Messenger RNA from Trichoderma reesei QM6a, 1589 nucleotides. RefSeq lists its product as uncharacterized. The transcript is spliced from 5 exons. Gene Ontology annotation, cellular component: nucleus; cytosol. Gene Ontology annotation, molecular function: cysteine-type endopeptidase activity; cysteine-type deubiquitinase activity. Bases 1 to 1314 code for a protein of 437 amino acids. The record is from RefSeq and is a predicted model, not a curated record. NCBI's taxonomy places the organism in Eukaryota, Fungi, Ascomycota, Sordariomycetes, Hypocreales, Hypocreaceae.